AGCCGUAGUGAUGCCCGCCGAGCCUCAAGAGGUCAUGGACGCAGACUCGGCCUUGAAGAGGGUUCCAGCCAUCAAGCAGCUCGAACAGGCCUUGGAGCAGAAGUCCCAGAUGAGCGCCAAUAGCUUCAAGGCCAAGGUGGGCGAGCGAUUGGAGCGGGCGCGCAAGAAAGCGCAGGACAUAAAGACGCGGACUGUGACGAUUGUGAAGGAGCCAGAAUUCCAAAAAUUGACGAUCUCAACUGGCACUGGCGUCAUCGUCCUCGGCGCCUGCGGGGGCGCCUUUGGCAUUGCCACCGGCGUGGUGCUGGGCUCCGCGGCCGGGGUGGCGCCGGCCCUGGCCACGUUCGGCCUGUCCAUUCCAGCGGGCGCCAUCUGCGGCGGGGCCGCAGGCCUCCUGAUUGGCACCACCGCCGGCAGUACCGCUGGUGGUGCCGGGGGCUUCUGCCUCUAUAAGUACCGAGUGCAGAUCAAGGAUGGGGUCAUUCAAGUCAAGGUCAAGGCCCUGAAUGCCUUUGAAGCUGGCCGCGACAAAGCCAAAGGCACCGCCUCCCGCACCAAGCUGGCGAUUGAGUCGACGGCGGCCCAAGCUCGAGAGAAGGCAAACGUGACUGUCGCUCUGGCCAAGGAGAAGUCGACAGAGGCAGUGAAGCUGGUGAAGGCCAAGGCUGGUGACGCGUUCACCUACGCCACCAGCACUCGCACUGGUGUCUCCUCUGUCUCUGCCCUGCUGGGUGGAGCAGUGGGCACGGCCACCGGCGGCGCCUGUGGUGCGCUGGCAGGAGGAGCCGUCGGCAUGGUGCCAGCCAUCUUCACUUUCGGUCUGUCCAUCCCGGUGGGUGCCACCAUCGGACUGGUGGCAGGGGCGACUACUGCAGGAGGAGCCGGUGCUGUGGGCGGUGGCGCAGUGGGCUUUGCCGGCUUCACCUACCGCGAGGAGAUCCAAAAGUGCGGGCCCUUCGAGACUCAGCAAGGCUCGCCACGCCAAAGAGGCGUCCAGAAGCGCGGGUCAGCCAGUUACCUGCACAAGAAGGGCAUGGACUCGGCUGAGCAGGUGAAGAGUCGUGUCAAGUCUCUGGUUGGAGCCGGAACUGGAGGAACUGCAUGAGGUACAUUCACAGAGGUGUGUGGUUUGCCGCUUGAUGUUCCUUGCCUUGAACUGAAAUGUCUCCCGAUCCUGCAUGGAGGCCGCGCAUGUCUGAGGAAACUUCCAUAUUUUUGUCUGUUAAUGUCGCAGAGUGCCAAGAGGCGUCGACAGAGCUCUUCGUGCAUCCCGUUUUCCACAAGCGAAGUGUGCUGAGCUUGAGACUUGUGCGCGAUGCCUGCGCAUGGCCUCACUUUGACGCUCAGCUCUCGCGGAGUGGUGCACCUUCGUACAGGUUGUGCCUGAACAACUGUUUGGCUCGCAGCGGGAGCUUAAGAGGCUCGUGCUGUCUAUCCAGGCACAGUUGGCGGACAGUGGAAACUUGUUCCAAACCACAACCCGGCCACCUGAGCGCUGUAUUUUGCUCAUUUUGCC
This is a messenger RNA of Effrenium voratum, 1516 nucleotides long. The record is from the annotation of a GenBank genome assembly. Lineage: Eukaryota; Dinophyceae; Suessiales; Symbiodiniaceae.